Molecule: messenger RNA, 778 nt
Organism: Taeniopygia guttata (zebra finch)
Lineage: Eukaryota; Metazoa; Chordata; Aves; Passeriformes; Estrildidae
Product: histone H4
Cellular component (GO): nucleosome
Molecular function (GO): protein heterodimerization activity; DNA binding; structural constituent of chromatin
Source: RefSeq, a predicted model, not a curated record
GCCCAGAGUGUGACAAUGUCUGGCCGGGGGAAGGGCGGCAAGGGGCUCGGCAAGGGCGGCGCCAAGCGCCACCGCAAGGUGCUGCGCGACAACAUCCAGGGCAUCACCAAGCCCGCCAUCCGCCGCCUGGCUCGGCGCGGCGGCGUCAAGCGCAUCUCGGGGCUCAUCUACGAGGAGACGCGCGGCGUGCUCAAGGUCUUCCUGGAGAACGUGAUCCGCGACGCCGUCACCUACACGGAGCACGCCAAGAGGAAGACGGUCACGGCCAUGGACGUGGUCUACGCCCUCAAGCGCCAGGGUCGCACCCUCUACGGCUUCGGCGGCUAAGCUCGGUUCUUGCUACAUUUUAGCGCUUUUAUAACACAAAGGCUCUUUUAAGAGCCGCCCACUUAUUUCUCAAAAAGAACUGUGUCGCUGUAUUGGGCUUUUGCAUUUGAUGCUGGUUGUUUUUCCCUAACACUGCACCUGUCGUCCCUCUCUCUGCCGCGCUUUGGGUAGGUCGGCUUGCUGUUCCUCAGCGGCUUUUAGGAAAGGGAAAAAAAACCCCACACAGGUCAAAAUUAAAUAACCCUUCCCUAUGAAAAUUACAGCAACAAUAGUAUGCUUAAGUUCUCCACGAUAAGGCAGUUGCACCAUUCUGUUCCUUAUUCCCGGCCCGUGACUCAAAGGCAGCUGCAGAUCCAGCCGCAGCGCCCAGCAGUAACGCCGUGGCGGAGGUUCUUGGCUCUUGCGGCCGCCGCUGCCGCCCGGGGGAGCGCGGGCCCGCGGCCGGGGAGGG